AUGCACGCCGGGCUCCUGGGGCUCUCUGCCCUGCUGCAGGCGGCCGAGCAAAGCGCGCGUCUCUGCACCAUUGUUUACUACUUUGCCAUGGGCCGUCUCCUCUGGGGUUGGCUGGCCCUCGCUGUGCUCCUGCCCGGCUUCUUGGUCCAGGCCCUGAGCUACCUGUGGUUCCAAGCAGAUGGGCAUCAGGGUCACUGGUGGCUGGCGGGGGUGCAUCUUCUGCAGCUUGGCAUCUGGAAGCGGCACUGGGACUCUGUGGCAGCUGCUCUGUGGAAGGGAAAGGAGGCUCCCUGCUGUGGACAGCUGCACCUGCAGGUGGCUGACCUGUCAGCCCUCCGGCUCCUGGAGGCUCUGCUGCAGACUGGGCCCCACCUGCUGCUUCAGGUGUAUGUGUUCCUAGCCUCUGACUUCACAGACAUUGUGCCAGGGAUCAGUGCCCUACUCUCCUGGUCUUCAAUGUCUUGGGCCCUUGUGUCGUACAACUGUUUCCUGGGCAUCAUGAAGCCAGGCCACGGGACCGUGCUGUGGGCCGCUCUCUUGUGCCAGCAGCUAUGGAGGAUGGGCAUGCUGGGAGCCCGUGUGUUGAGCCUGGUUCUCUUCUGCAGAGUUUACCGUGUUUGGGUUUUGGUGGUUGGAGGCGCUCACUGGCUGGUGAUGACCUUCUGGCUCGUGGCCCAGCAGAGCGACAUUGUGGAGAGCACCUGCCACUGGAGGCUGUUCAACCUGCUGGUGGGGGUCGUGUACAUCCUCUGCUACAUCAACUUCUGGGACAGCCCUUCCAGAAGCAGGAUGGCCAGCUUCUACUUGGUCAUGCUGCUGGAGAACUCUGUACUCUUACUAUUGGCCACUGACUUUCUGCAGGGGGCACCAUGGACCAGCCUGUGGACUGUGGUGGGGGUCUUGUCUGGAUUUCUGAUUGGGUGUGCAUCACUGGUUAUUUAUUAUAGCCUGCUGCAUCCGAAAUCCUCAGACAUCCAGCAGGACUUCAUGAGGAAAUGCUGUGGCCCCACAGAGAAUGACAGAGCUGAAUCAGAGCCUCCUCCCAGGGCUGUGGUCCCCUCAGAGGACAGACCUGACAGCUCAAGCUGGUGCCAAGAGGAAAGCUAUGAGCUAACAAGCCUUGAUAAGGCCCCCAGGCCAGAGCAGAGUACUGCAGAGGUGGGGCUGGGCGAUCAGAGAUCCGGGGAGUAUUCUUUCUUCAGCCAUCACCACUGGCUGUUGAUGAAACUUGCUCUCAAGACCGGAAGUGUAUCUAAGAUCAACGCAGCCCUUGGUGGUGACAGCCUUGGUUGCUCCUGUCCCCCCAUAUUGGGGUCGAGUCAACACUGUAAUCUGCAGAGGAAACCCUUGUUUUCCCAGCGAGACUUCCCAUCCUCUCCUCAUGACCCUUUGACCUUGGAGAAAGGCUCUGGGUACUCAGAUGCUCCGAAAGCAGAGAUGGAGUCAUUGGAAACUUCAAGCUAUGUCUCCGUUGCCAGCGAGCUGGAGGACAGUGCAGCAACCCAGAAGCUGCCGGCUCCAGGAGAGGACAGCCCAAAGGCUGAGGCUGGGGCUGACCUUUCGGCUCAGGGGAAGGGUAUAGAUGAGCCCCAAAAGGGGAAGGAAGGACAAGAGAGCACAACGCUGUACUUCAGUGCCACCAUGGACAAGACCACAUCCUCCUACCAAAAAGGCAGCCCAGUGGCUCUGCAGACAUCCCAGUCAGGGACUCCGGGAGAGAGCGGACCUGUGCAGCCUGCGCUGCCUCAGGCACUCAUUAAGCCUUUUCCUCUCACCAUGGCCAGCAUUAGUCCCAUUCUAGGCCGAGCCUCAGGCACAAACGUCUGCCCCAGCACAGGCCUUCCUGGAAACGCCCUGUGUAGUUCGGAGUGUGAAGAGUGGAAGGGGACAGCAAAGGACCCGAGUUUGCCAAAGGUGAGCCCUGCAGAAGAGCCCUGCUGCACAUCGACCCCUAAGUCUGAGUCUACCCAGAGGGACUAUAGCUGCAGGGACAGGAUGAAACAGGAGGCUAGUUUUUUCAUCUGACCU
Messenger RNA from Acomys russatus (golden spiny mouse), 2028 nucleotides. RefSeq names its product XK related 5 (gene Xkr5). Gene Ontology annotation, cellular component: plasma membrane. Gene Ontology annotation, biological process: apoptotic process involved in development; engulfment of apoptotic cell; phosphatidylserine exposure on apoptotic cell surface. The transcript is spliced from 7 exons. The record is from RefSeq and is a predicted model, not a curated record. Lineage: Eukaryota; Metazoa; Chordata; Mammalia; Rodentia; Muridae. Bases 1 to 2025 code for a protein of 674 amino acids.